CUCAAGAAAAUAUUGGCGUAGGAAUCAUACGGAUUUUAAACGUGGUUGAAGCAUAUUGAGGGAUUAUUAAAAAGUUAAACAUGUAAAGGAAUACUGUCUGACCGGGACCUCAUUUGACAUGCAUGUGACGUAAAACAGGUGCUGUAAGACCUAUAUUCUAAACAGCGCCAUGUACACCAGCCGCUACCGAGGCGCCCCCUACUCCUUCCGGGAUACACACCAAAAUCGGGUGGAGCUCAAUGUCCUAAAACUUGAUGCGGACGGAAACAGUGUGUACGACGAUGACAUUGACCCCGACAUUUGCCGAUGUUUCCCGCGCACCAGUCAGAAGACCAUUCCCUCUAUGUUAUAUGAUCAUAUAAAUUGCCCACACGUGGAACACAGACACAUCCAGCCCGCACAACAAUAUGUAUUUACCUACCCCUGGUCGGCCAGUAGUGGCAACGGCCGUCAGAGGGCGCGCCGUGACUUUGAUCAGGAGUCGGGACUAAGUGUGAUAGGGGAGGACGAUGACGAGUGGCAGAACAAUGUCACGCGCACUGCCCCUCCUUUUGCCACGCACUCUCCGGCCCCAGCACGGGCCCCGUACAGUGCCCCCGUGCCGGCGGAAAAUAUUCCACAGGGCAAAUAUAGACCAAUCCAAGGAACAGAUUUUCGCCAAUUUGGAUCGGCGCCAUCUCUUACCGGAUUUUCAGCAAAGAGACAGACGCAUGUGGCAAACCGGAAGUCGAAUAUCCAGCAAGCGGAACCUUCUACUCCUUUUAUAGACAAAAGAGAACGAGGCGGGGGAAUACAAGAUAAACCUCGUCACUUCCAAGGACAUUAUAUGGAUCAGAAAGACGGUCGGGUAUACAACUUUAACGUGAAGUAUGGUAAAAGGGACAUACAAGCUACACGAGAACACGAUAACACCUAUCGAUAAAACCACAACCAAAGGGGAGAUAAAUCUCACAUUAGAUCACAGUAAUUUGCAAGUCGGAUAAUAUGAAAAGUAUUAAAAACCAUUAAGUUCUUUAAUGCUUUAAGAAUGUGAACAAAAAGAAUUUGUGUAGAUAACUAUUUAUAAGUAGUGACUGUAUAGAGAAUGUGUUCAUCUUGCCAAUUGUUACACAGAUACAGUUAUAUCACAAACAAGCCUUAUAGAUACAUAUCUAUUUAAAGUGGCUGUGUACCCCAAAAUAAAUUAUGGUUCUUUGUUAUCACUUCCAGAAUUAUAGAUAAAUAGAUUUUGCUUUUGAAUUAUGCAACAUGUUAUGUGUAUGUACGUGGAGUCUAGAUACAAUCGUUUUAAAUGUUGGGAUACUGAUUUAGCUGUAAGGGCUGGCGAUAUAGUUGAGCCAGACUUGAUCACGUACAAAGUAGUUAAAUUAACGUUGUUUAAAUUUAUCUCCUAUUUGAAGUGUACACCUAUGUUUCCCCAGAUUCCGACACGAACGGCGUAUGAAUCUACACGGGAAGUGUUGUUCAGACACGCUGGUAAUGGUUCGUUAUCUAAAUACGCUAGAUACCGGUACUAUUUUAGUUCUGUAUCACUACGCGCUGUACCGGAAGUCGGCCAUGUUUUAUGUGUAGCUUACUAUUUUGUUACAGUAACUGUUUUAUUGUUGCUAUUUUCAAAAAAAAACAACGCAUGUUGUGUAGUUCAAUAAGCAAAAAACAUGGAUAAACAAACUGGAGCUACCAAUGCUACUAGAUUUUAUGUCUGGUAAGCUCUUUCAGUGACAUUUUGUGUCAGUGAGGCGUCACUCAUCACAACUAUUAACACAGCUAUCCUUGGAAAUAACCAUGUAUUUCCAAUCACGAACUUUAUUAUUUAUGUAAUGUAUUGCAAUAAAGCAUUAAAAUAGAA
Messenger RNA from Mizuhopecten yessoensis (Yesso scallop), 1849 nucleotides. RefSeq lists its product as uncharacterized. The record is from RefSeq and is a predicted model, not a curated record. The coding region runs from base 170 to 922 and encodes 250 amino acids. NCBI's taxonomy places the organism in Eukaryota, Metazoa, Mollusca, Bivalvia, Pectinida, Pectinidae. The transcript has 3 exons.